Molecule: messenger RNA, 2931 nt
Organism: Prunus avium (sweet cherry)
Lineage: Eukaryota; Viridiplantae; Streptophyta; Magnoliopsida; Rosales; Rosaceae
Source: RefSeq, a predicted model, not a curated record
AUGCAGGGUCACGGAAGGUGCUUGAAACUCUUUCUUGCAUUUGCGCUGCUUUUGCUACAGUACGCCCAAGGAGGAGAGGUGGACCACAGUCAGAGGGAUACUAACGUGCCCAGGAGGUGCAUAGAGAAGGAAAGGCAAGCACUCCUUGCAUUCAAACAUGGCCUGGUGGAUGAGGACAAUAGCCUCUCUUCGUGGGGUUCAGAAGCCCAGAAACAAGAUUGUUGCAGAUGGAUAGGAGUCUAUUGCAGCUACCAAACAGGUCAUGUUAUUGGACUUGAUCUUUCAUUCGAAGUUGUAUUCGAUAAUUUACAAGGUACGAUGAUUAGUCCUAAACUGUUUGAGUUGCAGCAUUUACAACAUUUGGACCUUACUGCGAUUAAUUUCAAUGGGAGCCAAUUUCCAAAUUUCAUUGGUUCUCUAACCAAUUUAAGAUACCUCGAUCUGUCUUGGACAAAUUUUGGAGGCAAGUUUCCAAGUCAGGUCGGAAAUCUUACGAACUUGGUGUAUCUGGACUUGAGUGUUAAUUCCUUUACAAAUGUAGAAAAUCUCAACUGGCUUCCUCCUCUUUUGUCAUUAAGAUAUUUGGACUUGAGUUCCGUGAAUCUCAGCAAUGCUUUCGAUUGGCUAGAAGCCGUUAAUAAGCUUCCUGAACUAACAAACUUGACACUACGCUACUGUGAUCUUCCUCCUCCAAUUCUUUCCACUCUUUCUUACAUAAACUUUUCUCAAUCUCUUGCUAGCGCUGACCUUUCUGGCAACGAUUUGAGUACUUCUUCAAUAUUUCUAUGGUUGUCCAACUAUAAUGCCAGCCUUGUCUAUCUUGACCUCUCUGCUAACCAACUAGUCGGUUCAAUUCCUGAUGUUCUUGGAAACAUGAGCUCUCUGACACAUCUUGAUCUCCAAUCUAACCAAUUUGAAGGAGGGGUCCCGCAUUCUUUUGCCAGGUUAUGUAGUUUGCAAUAUUUGGGUCUCUCAAGCAAUAAUCUGAGUGGACAACUUUCUAAGUUUGUUCAAAUAUUAUUAUCUACAUGUGCUCAAAACUCAUUGGAGAUGUUGGAUCUCGGUAAUAACCAACUUGCUGGGUCAUUACCUGAUCUUACAAACCUUUCAUCUUUGGAAAGCUUAACUAUUAGUUACAAUCAAUUAAGCGGAGGAAUACCUGAAAGUAUAGGGCUAAUGUCUAAGCUUGAAUAUAUUGAUUUUAGAAUGAAUUCUUUGGAAGGAAUACCUGAAAGUAUAGGGCUAAUGUCUAAGCUCGUAUAUAUUGAUUUUAGCAUGAAUUCUUUGGAAGGAGUGAUUUCAAAAACUCAUUUCUCAAAACUCUCCAAAUUACGGUAUUUGGGUUUAUCUUCUAACAAGCUAGUUUUAGACAUCCAUGCUGAUUGGAUUCCUCCUUUCCAAUUGGGGUCAAUACAUUUGAGGUCUUGCAAGAUGGGUCCGGAUUUCCCAAAGUGGCUUCAAACUCAAAAAGAAUUCUCACACCUUGAUAUUUCUGAUGCUGGAAUUUCUGACAGCUUUCCAAGUUGGUUUUGGAGUUUAUGUCGCAAUGUGACAUUUAUGAAUCUCACAAGCAACCAAAUUAGAGGUACAUUUGCAAAUUUGACAUUGGAAUUUUCAGAUUUCCCUACCCUACUAUUGAGUUCAAACAAGUUGGAAGGUCCAAUCCCCUCAUUUCUAUCAACAACCAAACAUCUGGAUCUCUCUUAUAAUAAACUUUCAGGGUCAAUUUCGUUCUUGUGUUCAAGUGCAGCUAUUAAUUUAGGCUUUCUUGACCUCUCAAACAACAAUGUUUCUGGACAAGUUCCAGAUUGCUUGACACAUUUGGAGAGUCUAGUCAUGCUUGAUUUGAGUAACAAUGCUUUGUCCGGGAAAAUUCCUACAACAAUAGGCUCUAUGUUUCGGAUUGAAACACUCAAAUUAAGAAGCAAUAGAUUUGUGGGACAAUUGCCUUCGUCGUUGAAGAAUUGCACAAGUUUAGUAGUCAUUGAUGUUGGGGAUAAUAAAUUAUCCGGACCAAUACCUGAAUGGUUAGGGGUUAGCUUAAAGAAAUUGGUUAUCCUAAUGCUUUCGUCUAAUCACUUCAAUGGAAGCCUGCCCUCACAAUUAUGCCAUCUAACACACAUUCAAAUUUUGGAUUUCUCCAUGAACAUCAUCUCUGGAAGCAUACCCAAAUGCCUCACCAAUUUAACUACUCUGGCUCAGAAAGGAAAUCCAAGUCUGAACAUCUCACAUUCUUAUAUAAUUUCUAAUAUUAAUUGGGGAGAUGAUUAUGAUGAUGAUGCAACCUUCAUGUGGAAAGGAGGAAUGCAGACAUACAAAAGUACUUUGGGGCUCGUGAAGAGAAUUGAUAUGUCAAGCAAUAAAUUAACAGGGGAUAUUCCAAGUGAAAUCACUCAUCUUGUUGGAUUGGUGUCUUUAAACCUAUCGAGAAACCAAUUAACAGGUCAAAUAACUCCAGAGAUUGGAAACUUGCAAUCAUUGGAUUCUCUUGAUUUGUCACAAAACCAUAUAGAUGGAAGAAUUCCAACAAGCCUUGCUAGGAUAGAUCGUCUUGGUUUCUUGGACUUGUCAUAUAACAACUUGUUUGGCAAAAUUCCAGUCGGGACUCAGCUCCAAGGCUUUGAUCCCUCUUUUUAUGCUGGGAAUCUUCAACUCUGUGGACCUCCACUUAAAAAGAUGUGUGUUGAUGAAGUGGAAAAAGGUCCAAGUGGGCAAACUGACUUCAUCAACCAAGGGGACAAGGAUGAGCUAAUAACACUGGGAUUCUACAUUAGUAUGGGGCUUGGAUUUGCUGCCGGAUUUUGGGGAGUUUGCGGCACCUUGAUAUUUUCAAGGUCAUGGAGAUACGCAUACUUGAAAUUCUUGAAUGGUUUAAAUGAUUGGCUUUUUGUGAGGAUAGCUUUGUUGAAGCGGCAAUUGAAGGGUGCUUAA